This is a messenger RNA of Centropristis striata (black sea bass), 6626 nucleotides long. RefSeq names its product SKI-like proto-oncogene a (gene skila). Gene Ontology annotation, biological process: negative regulation of BMP signaling pathway. The transcript has 7 exons. Lineage: Eukaryota; Metazoa; Chordata; Actinopteri; Perciformes; Serranidae. The record is from RefSeq and is a predicted model, not a curated record. Gene Ontology annotation, cellular component: nucleus. The coding region runs from base 157 to 2466 and encodes 769 amino acids. Gene Ontology annotation, molecular function: DNA-binding transcription factor activity, RNA polymerase II-specific; RNA polymerase II cis-regulatory region sequence-specific DNA binding; SMAD binding.
AUUGGAUCAGAACAUAGAAAACUUCAAUCAUCAUCAUGCAUGUGUCUAACAACCAGAAGAUUUGUGUCAUUUGAAAAGACUAAAGGAGAAAAAAAGACUUAAAGGAAUACAGAACUCAGUCAGCAGACAGAAACGACAAUAACCCAGUGCUUAGACAUGGCCAGCACCCAGACCAGUUUGAAAACCCCUUUCAAAGACUUGACCUCAUUCAAGGGCAACAUGAAACGGCUGUACAGAGAGCGGCUGGAAGACGCACCCAUCAAGAAGAGAGUCAUGGCGGAGAUCAACCUGAAGCGCCGCAGCUUGGAUUCCUUCCCCAAAACUCCCAAGGUGAAGAGGGAGCAGAUCGAGGAUCUGUGCCACGACUCUGAUAUGGAUGUGGAGGGCCGGGCUGAACUGCACAUGGUGGGCUCUGCUAAAGCCCUGGACCUGAGCCCUGGGCUCAAACACACACUGGCCCAGUUCACCCUCAGCAGCCAGAGCUCCCUUGGGGGCCCAGCUGCUUUCUCAGCCCGAACCGGCCACGAGCAUUCCCCGGCCGGCAUGCCCCCUCUGCCCUCCCCUCCUGUUCUGGGAGGGGGCCCUCUGCUGGUUCCAUGUGACAGCUCCACUGAACUCACCCACUCUCUGUUGGAAGGAGAGUCGAUCUCCUGCUUCGUCGUUGGGGGAGAGAAGCGGCUUUGUCUGCCCCAGGUGCUCAACUCAGUGCUCCGCGACUUCUCGCUGCAGCAGAUCAACACUGUGUGCGACGAGCUCUACGUCUACUGCUCGCGCUGCGACGCUGAGCAGCUGCACAUCCUCAAGGUACUGGGCAUUCUGCCGUUCAACGCACCUUCCUGUGGCCUCAUUACACUGACGGAUGCACAACGGUUGUGCAAUGCUCUGCUGCGUCCUGGGGCCGCCAUGCCCGCCGACCCCAGCGGUAAGCUGUCGACCCAGGGCCUGCUAAAGGAGAGUGAAGCCAGUUUCCAGGUGGAGCACCAAUGUCUGGGGAAGUGCCAGGGUCUCUUCGUGCCCCAGUUCUACACCCAGCCCGAGGCGCCCUGCAUCCAGUGUGUUGAGUGCCAGUUGCUCUUUUCACCACAGAAGUUUGUCAUGCAUUCACACAAGUCACCUGAUAAGAGGACCUGCCACUGGGGCUUUGACUCCGCCAAGUGGCCCUGCUACCUGCAGCUUGCCAGGAAGUACCAAGGCAUGCCGGAGGAGCCGAAGCUCAAGCAGCUUCUGGACGAGGUUAAAGAGAAGUUCCACUACCAGCUCAAGAGGUCGCUAGACAAAAAGGCGGUGGAGGAGGAGGAGAGCCAGGUGAGGAAACCCCCAGCAGAUCUCUGCUCCCCCAGCAGCAAGUUGGCCGAUGCCGACCCUGCAAGAAAGGGGAAAACAUCUCCUCCUACUCUGAUGUUCAACCGUCUUUUCUCUGACAUCAAGGAGGAGCCAGGACACCCCACCCUGGUCCAUCCCAGUUACUACCUGUACACAUACGAUAAAAUGGUGGCUCCCAACGUGUCUCUGCGGAGGGAGGCGGAGAUGAGCCCCGAAAUGCUGGGAGCGCUGCUCAAACACCACUACAGCCGCAGAGUGCUGGGCCAUGACGAGCCACCUAUGGAUCUUCACGCGUCGCCUCCCAUUGCUGCUGGCGCCGAGGAAGCCAAAUCCCAACGUGCCGCUGCUGCCUCGGCCACUGAGCGGGAAUGCCAAACCCAGGCAGUUUCCAUGGAGACAAGCAGCCCGAGCUGCAAGAAAGCCACCCACACCCCCGCCCACACCCCCCCUCCACCUCCUCCUCAUCACCCUCCUGCGUCGUUGUUGUCGCCGGUGACGGAAGUAGCGGCUAAGGACACGGGCUCUGCCAUGAGCAGCGCUGCAGUGGUGGUGGGGGGGCUGGAGGACGACAAGGACAGGAUUGUUGUGGAGAUCAUGCAGAUGUACAGCAGGCAGCAGGAGAAGCUCAACUCCACCCUGCACAAGCAGCUGCAGCUGGAAAUGGAGCUGGAGGCGGUGCGCGGGGGCGAGGCGGCGAGGCUACGGGAGUUGAGCGCCGAGCAGCGGGAGCUGCGCUGCGAGCUGGAGGCGGUGCACAGCGAGCAGGCGCGGCAGCUCAGCCAGGCCCGCCAGGAACAGCUGGAGCUGGAGACCCGUCUGGAGCAGCUCCGACAGCAGGCCUGCGCCUGCGAGCCAGGGGCACAACGCCAGCAAGAGGCCCACUACACUGCACAGUUGUCGGAGCUACGCCAGAGGCUGGAGCGGGCAGAGGCGGACCGGCAGGAGCUGCAGGAGGAGCUGCGCAGGGAGCGUGAGGCGCGGGAAAAGCUAGAGCGCACAAUCAGUCAACUCAAGCAGCAGAUGGUCCAGUCUGCCUCAGUGGGAGGCAGCCCCUCUCCUCCUCUUACCCCUUCAACCGGACCCCCUCAUUCCCACUCCCCGCCCUCCAGCUUCUCAGAGGCCCCAGCGGCUGGCCAUAAGUAACUGCCACCCACCCCCUCAGGCGCCUCCCUCAUUCCUCUCCCCAUCACCCGCCAACUCUACAGACAAAAACAAAUCAGCCCGAAGCAGAAAGGAGCUCCACAUCUCCUCGGGCUGUUUUUAAGUUGUGCAUCUCCCUUUUUAUUUCAGUGUAGGACUGACUUUUGUUUUUGUAAUUUAACAUCACUUAAAAGUUUCAUGUUGUGUUUUUUUUAUUCUUUCUUUUUACUCCCUUCUCCUCUCUUUAAACAGUAUUUAAAGAUUUUUGGGGGGCAUGUAUGUUUGAUUUAAUUUAUAGUUUUUACUGAACAAACAGCUGCUUCACAGACGGGAGUUUGGUCGUGUACAGACCGACUCAACCAUCACUAUUGUUUUUCCUCCCCCACGAUUGUCACCCUCCUCUCCCAUCCCUUCUUGCUCUCUCUGGAUUCUGGAGCUAAUGACUUGGAGACUUCAGCUAAGACUCAGACUCCUCACUUCAUGCUACUACCUGGCACGGCAGCCUGCGCCACUGGACACAUAACGGCGCCCGGCUGCGUGCCCCUUUUCUCCGUCUCUCUGUAUGUACAGCCCAAACGCUCAAGUACCAGCGACUGCAGGAAACUGCAUGGACAUUUCAAUACAUUCUUUGUUUUUUGUUUUUUUGCUCCUUGUAAAACACAAAAAGAAAACAUGUUAAAAACAUCAAAUCUAUAUGGAGGAGAAAGACCUUUACUGUACAAAAAAAAGACAUUUUGCAGAUGUCGUGAGACCUCAUGAAAAUAUGCCAAUAGUGACGCUGAACUUGAAAUGAGUGUUUUGAGUGUGACGCCCACAAGGUAGCUAGCUAGCAAAUCGUCUGGCCUGGCCCCCCAGCUGCUCCUCACACAGACUAGUCCCCCUCUUCACUCUGCUGGGCAGCACCUGGACUCUCCUGUCGUAGACCAAACAGUCUGUCGGUCGAUCCGCCAGCUGCCCGGUGCCAUUAGCGCCGUUGCCCUCUGCUGGGAAACUCCUUAACACUGUGGUUUUCACCCACUUUUAGGCUAGACAGGAAACACUGUGCUCUUUUCUUGGCUUGGCAUGAAGAAGCUCGCGAGCAGUGUUGUGCACUCAACACGCUCUCCUCCCCCAGAAUCCCCUGGGAAAGGAAUGUGUCUGGACACGGGGGCUGGCUGAGCCGGUGUAGCUUUUCUAAGAAAUGAGAAAGGCAGAGUCUCACAUGUGCGGUUAGCUGCGCCGUGUUACCAUAAUACAUGCAGCAUCCCCGCAUGCCCGCACACACUCGAGUGUGUCAGCACAGUCCAAGCAUUCAGGCAGAACAAUGGCCCCAGCGUUCCCAGCAGAUGAUCAAAGCUGCAGUCUGUGCCCGUUUUCUGGGCUUCUUUUUUUGUAUCGUUUGACUUCAUUGUUAGCAGACGGUUUUUAUCCACCACCCUGUUUGUCAGAGCGUCAUCUAAGAAUGUGGGUCGCAGGUGAAAGCAGUUAGUUAGACCAGGGGUUGGUUUGGGCCUCGGGUCCGGCCCCUGCUUCACGUUAUUCUGCCUGGCUGAACAAACAGCGCCAGGCAGGAAGAGGAAGAGAGAGGGGAGGCGAGGAUUGAAGGGAGCUCUCGGGGGGGACGGGUGCAGCUCUCCCCCUGCGGCAGGCUGGGUGGCCCAGACGCCGAAAGGGGUACAGAGGGAGCUCUUUUUGUUUAGUGCAGUCAGAAUGGGGGCAGCUGUUGUUGUCUGUGGGCCUCUGCUCGCCCUUCGGGUGAGACUGUACAGGAUCCCCCCCCUCAUCUCUCAGCAAACCUCCCUCCCUCGUUUUUCUCCCGCAACACUCACCCGUCCAUCCAUCUCCAGUGCCAGAUCAGCUGGGGGUGCGCGGUGUUUUGUAGAUGCCCAGGAGAGCGAGCAGACUUCCAUCCAGAGGAAGAGAGGACUUUUAUUGUGUCAGUUGCCAGGCAAAAGCGCUUUUUAUUGCCACUAAGGAGAUCCCUGUAAGCAUGUGUGAGUGCGUGUGUGUGUAUGUAAAUAAUUGUUUAAAAAGAGAAGGGGAUCGGCCUCAGCUAAACUCUGAGCUUUUUUUAUGCAUCUGCUAUAAAUGCAAAUUGAUAGACAUUCCACUGUGCUCCAUCCUGUUCGAUGCAGAUUUUUCUUACACAGCUUCCCUUUACAAUAACAGACCUGAAAGACUGGGCCGAGUGCAGCUGUGGUUUGUUGAUUGUCAUGAAAGCAGGUGCAGGUGCAAGCCAGUAAAAUCAAACCCCCCAUGCCGCAAAUGUACACUCUACUGUUCCAUUUAAACCUUUAUUGAAAUUAUGAAAGAAAAUAUUUAACGUAUUAACUAAAGAUUUAUAUUCACUUUGUAAAUACAGUAGUCAUUAAUAUAUUAACUGUUCUUAUAUGAAAAAUCUUCAAAAGGUUAUAUAAAUUGGACCAGACUUAAGGCUUCAGAUGUUUUUGCUUUCUUUAAAAAAAAAGUUUUCAGAACUUGAUGUUGGGGGAGUGAAAUGCAUGGUUUACUGAGACAUGAUGCAGGACUAAGGCAAAAUAGGAAAAUAAUACUUUGUUACACACUUUCCCCCCCUUUUUAUGAAAUGAUGCAUUUGUUUUUUUUGUGGAUUUCACCUUGACGGACUGUUUAAAUGUGUAAUGUAAUGAGCUUUUUUCCCUCUUUGUUAAAGCCCCCUCCUCCUCCCGCUGAGAUAAAUUGAAAACAAAACAUUUGUUUAAGAAAAUGCAUUUUGGAAAAAAUGAUUAUUAUAUUCUUUUUUUUGCAUGUUUUGCUGCCCCUUAUGUUUUGUGUCACAGGGCCAAUCUAUCAAUCUGUUCAUUGUAGAAAAAGAAGAAAAAAAAAGAAAAAAUAUGUUUCCCCGUCACGUAACGCACAAACUAUUGAGAUGGCUCAUAUGCAUGAACAUUGAACAUGUGCAAGUUUUAUAUCAUUAUUGGUUUAGAGGAUGGUGAGAUUUUAAGUCAGACUAUGAAGAACAUAAAUUGUAGCCUAAUAUGAUUUGGAAAUGAUGUGAGAUUGUGUGAGAUAGUGUGUGUGAGUGUGUGUGUUUUGGCCUCCUACGUCUGACUGAAGCACAGCAGCUUUGAAAAGGGAAAGAGAAAAAACUUGCUCAUGUAGCUCUGGGUGUUUUCUGAUCAUGUACCCUUGUCUGGAUGUGUAAACAACGUCAGUCAAAAAAAGAUAAUCAGUAUUAGUUUUUAUUCACUUAAUUACCUCUUCAGCGGAAAAGAAAAAAUCCUUUAAAAUAAUCACAUUAGCAGAUUACUAAUCUAAUUUAACUUUGUGUAAUUUGCAUUUUAUACACAAGGGGGCGUUGUUUAGCUUCUUUAAUUGUACACCAUAAUGAGAAAAAAAAGGACUAAAUGUAAAGUCCUUGUAACACGGUUUGCUGGACCCUUUUUUGCAUUUUGCAGUGUUAUGAGAACUUGGAUAUGCUUUGUACAGAAUUUUUACAGGUGUGACGUUUGCCCAACAGACAAGAAAACUAAAAGGUGAAACAACGAGCAGAGCUGAAACCACAUUUGAAUACAGGAUUUACAUACACAUCGCCUCGUGGCUUUGUGAAGGAAACUAGUAAACAAAUCCAAGGUGACCUUUGAACUGUUGCAGGUGGCAUGCUUUGUAGUUGGGUGUGAUUUCCAGCCAGUAAUUAUUCUAUGCCAGUGUGGGAGACGUAGGAAGUAUGGCUGCAUUUGUGAUUGAUCGCACAGAUCACUGGUUACUAAGAAUAGGUACACCAUGUUUUUAAUUUAUACACAUCCUGCUAUAGAUGAAAAAAAAGAUUCAUGGCUUUGCUAAAAAAGAACCCUUUUCCCCCCUUGAUGCUGUUCUGAAACAUGAAACACAGUGUCUGUGUUUGACCAUUGCAUACUACGUUGCCAAUACUACAGUGUGAUGAGACUUUUGUUCUUGCAUGAAUCGAGACACUGUUCUCCUACCUCAUGUUGUGAUAUAAAAAGAUGUUUUUUAAGCAGAAGACACUGCAUCUCUAACUGUUUAUCAUCAUUGAUAUUUACUAGUAAAUUACAUUACCUGUAAAUGCUUUUAGCUAAUACCUCAGUUGUAUCUAGUGUUUGUUUUUUUUCUGUUUUUGCCCUUUUCCCUGAUUUCAGAUCUUGUAAAUAUACCCUGUAUAGACAAUGAACUUGGAUCAAAUUCAAGUAAAGUUCUGUAGUGUCGAA